Molecule: messenger RNA, 2820 nt
Organism: Trichomycterus rosablanca
Lineage: Eukaryota; Metazoa; Chordata; Actinopteri; Siluriformes; Trichomycteridae
Product: AP-2 complex subunit sigma
Exons: 5
Coding region: 160-588 (142 amino acids)
Biological process (GO): clathrin-dependent endocytosis; intracellular protein transport
Cellular component (GO): intracellular membrane-bounded organelle; AP-2 adaptor complex; membrane coat
Molecular function (GO): clathrin-cargo adaptor activity
Source: RefSeq, a predicted model, not a curated record
UCUGAGGGAGAAAAAUAGCAAGUGAGCGGUUAGGAGGAUCGGGCAAAUAGAUAAAGAAAUUUUUACUCGUAUAUAUGUGUAUGUGCUAAACUUUAUUAGCUGCUUGUUUAUUUUUAAUUACCGGGAUAUCGGUAUAUCAAUAAUAAUAAUAAAAUCAACAUGAUCCGCUUCAUCCUGAUCCAGAACCGUGCAGGUAAAACCAGACUGGCUAAAUGGUACAUGCAGUUUGAUGAUGAUGAAAAACAGAAGCUGAUUGAGGAGGUGCACGCUGUAGUGACAGUCCGUGAUGCUAAACACACUAACUUCGUAGAGUUCAGAAACUUUAAGAUUAUCUACAGGCGGUAUGCUGGUUUGUACUUCUGUAUUUGUGUGGAUGUCACUGACAACAAUUUGGCCUACCUGGAGGGCAUUCAUAACUUUGUGGAGGUUUUGAAUGAGUAUUUCCACAAUGUGUGUGAAUUAGAUCUGGUCUUUAAUUUUUACAAGGUGUACACGGUGGUGGAUGAGAUGUUCCUGGCAGGAGAGAUUCGGGAGACGAGUCAGACGAAGGUGCUAAAGCAGCUGCUCAUGCUACAGUCACUAGAAUAGAGACCUCACUGAAUUCCAGUCAUUCCUCUAAUACAUGCAGGUCAUUCCCAAACCUGCUCAAAGCCAGUUGAUAUUGUUUGUGUAUAGAUGUCAGUGGAAUAAAUAACCCAUUAUUUCAGCCUUCCUGUAAUACUACACUGUGUAAGAUUAGUUUUUUUUUUUUUAUGUUUAAAAUGUUUAAACAAUAUCUGAAAGGAUGGUUGUACAAAGGUCUGAGUGCUAAGUUUUAAGUUUUGGUACACGUAUAUGCACACACUGCCCUUAAGAAGUGAAUAUGUGUAACUUCAUCAUGCCUGCUUUCCAAAAGCUGUACAAUAUUCAGAACAUUUUUCACAAAUGCAAUACUUUAUGGAUAGAUUAAAUUACUUUACUGUCCCCAGAGGGAAAUUCAUGAAAGUAAAUGAACAGGAUAUUACUCACCACAAAUGUAGUCACUCAGCAAUGACUUGUUUGGUGUCUGGACUCUUCAGGUGAACUAGACAUCUAUUACUUGUUAGCAACCGCAUUGCGAAAGCGAAGAAGCAAGCAAACAACAAAUGUGUGCUAAGAGAUGGUCGGUGUACAUUUGAUUUUUUUGUUGGUGUUGCUAAACUAUUCAUUUAAACUCGAAUUUAUCAUUACUGUCAAUAAAUUAAAUUGAAUGCAAACAUUGAAAUCUGUAGCUUUUCAUAUGUAGUCAUGCAGACAGUUUACCACAUGAGUCUGGCAAUUUUGUUCCUUUGCUCUUCGUUGCAGACUAACAUUGUGUCACGGAAUUUUGUUUCGUUUGUUCUUUGCCAAGUUUCAGGUCCAAAAGUGACACAACUGGAAAGCCUUCAUACUAUCGACCGUAGAUUGCAAAAUCUCUAGCUAUCUUUAGCUGGAAAUCCAGAAAAAGCAUAACAGGCUCUUCUAUCUAAAGAUCAAUCUAGAUAUCUGUAAUAAGUUCACGCAUGUGGAAUUAGCAUGUACUAGUUGUAAAUAUCACUUACAACCCAAUUUUAAUUGGAAAUGUACAAUAAAAUGAUUAUAUUACGAUUCAGUUUAAGUGGGCAGCAAUAAUGAAAGAUUGGCCGUUGGCUCGAGAAAUCAGAUUGACACAGUUCAUGAACAUCUGACCUGGAUUUUGCACUUGGAAGAUUUAAUUGGGCAGAAUUUUAUGGUUUGUUCCAUAACACGGGAAUGCUGCAUUAGCUCUCAUCCUCACAGAUUGGUAGCUGUUGUGUGAUACUCUGUAUGAACUGCCAGUUAUUUAUUUGGAAAAAAAACUAAUACAAAUAAUAGAAAUGUGGUACAUAUCCAACCAAUUAAGAAAAAAACACCUUGGCACCUGAAACAUACACUACUCGUUCAACUAUCUCCAUUUCUCAGAAUUGUAUUGCUUACUUUGAAUUCCGUUACUACAACAUAGUGGGCCAUAUUUUAAAUCCACAGAAUAAAUUCCCAUCUAUUUCUGGUCAUUAUACUCAAUCAACUAAACAUUUAGAAGCAGAAAACUGUCAGUAGUCUCCAGUUAUUGCCUUCUGUGGAGUUUAAAGACACUAUAUGUAUUUACUGUGUGAAACCAACUGCUGCAUUCCAUUAGGCAAAUUCCACUUUCUAGACUUGCUUUGUUACCAGUACCAACAUGCACGCAGAGUCAAACCCAGACCGUUCCAUACCGACGUUAGCCCACUGGCUAUAUGAACAUCUGAACUGGCUUGCAGAAGAGAAGCUAUUAGCAGUAAUUGUGUCAUGUUGGAUGCAUAAAGAAAGACACACAGUUAUGGGAAGCUUGUUUAGCCAGCAAGGCUGAACAGAUCCAACAGCACUCGAAGCAAAAUCCACAACAAAAGACUGUUGCUACUGUGCCUACUUUUAUCUCCAAAUUCUGCCGCUCUGCUUUGCCCCCUCCUUGCCUUCUUUUAGCGCUUCCAUAGCAACUACUCUGCUCAGCCUUGAGUCUCUUUAGACUGGCUUUCUGAUUCUGAUUAAGCUAGGACCUGGACCAUUGUCUGCACACAUACAGUAAUUGUGCAUACAUUACCUAACUAUGGACUUUGCUUAAUCUGGAUUUUUAAAUUGGGUCUUUUCCAUGAGUCAUGAAGUUUUGCAACUGGUCUUAAUUUUCUUUUAUUAUUAACAUUUAGUUUUCUUUGUUUUUGACUGAAAUAUCCACUUAUUUUUGUUAGCCUACAUAUUAAAGGCAACUGUUUUCACUGUCUGUUAUUGAUAUGUCCCAAGAAUAAAUAUAUACAGAAAUAAAAAGUCAAA